Molecule: messenger RNA, 1227 nt
Organism: Chaetomium globosum CBS 148.51
Lineage: Eukaryota; Fungi; Ascomycota; Sordariomycetes; Sordariales; Chaetomiaceae
Exons: 1
Coding region: 1-1227 (408 amino acids)
Biological process (GO): maturation of SSU-rRNA from tricistronic rRNA transcript (SSU-rRNA, 5.8S rRNA, LSU-rRNA)
Cellular component (GO): nucleolus
Source: RefSeq, a predicted model, not a curated record
AUGUCGACGAAGCGCAAAGCUCCGGCCACACUCGCCAAGCCGGUGGUGAGGCAAAGCGCGAAGGCGCCGGUGAGGACCAAAAUCGAUGAGACUAGAACCGCAGUCUCUACGGGCCUAUCCUCAAAAGCAGCCUCGAAAGCGGCUGCAGAUGUCGAGAUGGAGGUUCCUUCUGGUUCCGACAACGAUGAGGAGGGUCUAAGCGAAGACGAGACCAACGAACAGCCCAAUUCCACCGCGAUCACAAAGACGAGGGGGGCUCGUGAUGAAAUGGAUACAGAUGCGGUAAUGCAAGACGGGGUCGACAAUUCAGACGGCGAGCCGACAUCGCCGACCUUUGGUGAUCUUGUUCGCGGUAACUCGACGAUCGACGUCCCCGCUUCCCUUGCCGCCCAGGCAGCGGCCACUCAGACAUCUCGUCAGGCGGUUCAACAGCGGCCUAUAGCCCCGCCCAACGCGACCUCUCUCGGCACAGUGCUGACGCAAGCGCUCCGGACCGACGACGCGGACCUCCUCGAAUCCUGCCUUCAGACGACCGACGUCAAGAUAAUAGAAAACACCAUCAACCGCCUGGACUCAUCCCUCGCCAACACCCUCCUUUCCAAGCUCUCGGCGCGCAUGCACCGCCGGCCGGGCCGCGCCUUUGGGCUCAUGAGAUGGAUGCAAUGGACGCUGGUCGCGCACGGAGGUGCGCUCGUUACACAACCGGACCUUGUUGCCCGGUUAGGGGAGCUCAGCAAGGUGUUGGAAGAGCGCUCCCGGGGUCUGUCGAGCCUGCUUGCGCUCAAGGGGAAGCUGGAUAUGUUGGACUCGCAGAUGAGGUUCCGGAAGUCGAUCAAGUCGACUGGCGCCGCCCGGAUUCGCGGUGCAAACGAGGAAGAAUUUAGCGAGGAAGAGGAGGAAGACGUGGACGAACCAGGUGUCGUAUACGUGGAGGGCCAGGAGACCCUCGGCAAGGCGCUCACCAACGGGGCCAUUGGGCGGAUUGGCGGGGACGAGGACGAUGAUUUCCCGGCUGGAGCGACAGUCAUCUCAGACUCUGAAGAGGAGGACGAUGAUGAGUUUGAUGAUGGGGUAGACGAGGAGCUGGCGGACGCAGAGUCCCUUGACGAAGACGAAGUUGACCAUGACGAUGUCGAGGAGGAUGAGGAGGAAGAGAGCGACCACGAAUCGUCAAGGCCACCUUCAAAAGUGCGGCGAGUGUCCGAAAGGAUCUCGAAGAGGAAGUGA